UUUUUUUUUUUUUUUUUAAUUGCAAGCAUAUUUCUUUUAAUGACUCCAGAAAAAUUAAGCUUCAAGUAAACAAAAGUGGAAAGUGACCUACACUUUUAACUUGUCUCACUAGUGCCUAAAUGUAGUAAAGGCUGCUUUAAGUUUUAUAUGUAGUUGGAUUUUUUUUUUUUUGGAGUCUGAAGGUAUCCAUCUACAGUCAUUGAGGCCCAAGUUGAAUUUGAAUUCAAGUGGAUUCUAAAUACUUCUGUUAAUCUUGAAGAGAGAAGCUUCUUAAGGAGUAAACAAGUUGAAUAGAGAAAACAUUGAUUGAUAAUAGGUGUUCUAGUCGUCUUUUUAAUGUUUUCUGCUGUGAAACAUUUCAAGAUUUAUUGAUUUCCUCCCUUCUCCCCAUUUUUCCCAUCACAUUCACAUUCACACGCACACGCACGCACAUUCACUUUUUAUUUGCCAUAAUGAACCGUCCAGCCCCUGUGGAGAUCUCCUAUGAGAACAUGCGUUUUCUGAUAACUCACAACCCUACCAAUGCUACUCUCAACAAGUUCACAGAGGAACUUAAGAAGUAUGGAGUGACAACUUUGGUUCGAGUUUGUGAUGCUACGUAUGAUAAAGCGCCAGUUGAAAAAGAAGGCAUCCAUGUUCUAGAUUGGCCAUUUGAUGAUGGAGCUCCACCCCCUAAUCAGAUAGUAGAUGAUUGGCUAAACCUCUUAAAAAACAAAUUUCGUGAAGAGCCAGGUUGCUGUGUUGCAGUGCAUUGUGUUGCAGGAUUAGGAAGGGCACCUGUGCUGGUUGCACUUGCUUUGAUUGAAUGUGGAAUGAAGUAUGAAGAUGCAGUUCAGUUUAUAAGACAAAAAAGAAGGGGAGCAUUCAAUUCCAAACAACUGCUUUACCUGGAGAAAUACCGACCUAAGAUGCGAUUACGCUUCAGAGAUACCAAUGGGCAUUGCUGUGUUCAGUAGAAAGAAAAGUAAACGAAGGCUGACUUGAUUGUGGCAUUUAGAGGGAACUCUUGGUACCUGGAAAUGUGAAUCUGGAAUCUUAACUGUGUCAUCAAAGUAGUGAUGGAUUCAGUACUCCUCAACCACUCUUUUAAUGAUUGGAUUAAAAACCAACCAAAAAGAAAUCCCUCUCUAGCAUGAAUAAAAUGUAUGAGAAAAGAAAAAGAGAAAGGAAAAAAUAAUUUAGUGAAGGAUGAAUUUUGCUAGUGUUGGAGUUUGAAUUUCUGCCAGGGUUGGAUUAUUUCAAAAUUUUCUCUUUUUUAACUUUUACUAAAUAGGUCUUUAAGGAAAACCAGCAAAACAUUAGUCUGUGCAGAACCAUCUGUUUGGGGGAGCACACUUUUCCAUUAUGCUUGGCACAUAGAUCUCCCUGUAGUGGGAUUUCUUUAUUUUUUUGAGGAAGGGUAUCCUUUCUCCUGCUUCUUUUUGUUCUCCCUUCCCUCUCCUUGUUUUCCCCCACUCCAAUACAGUUGUAGAUGGAAUAGGAGAAGUCCUUGUUGAUAUAGAUUUGCAUGCAGUCUGGCAGCCUUAAGCCCACCUGGGCACUUUUAGA
This is a messenger RNA of Chrysochloris asiatica (Cape golden mole), 1548 nucleotides long. RefSeq names its product protein tyrosine phosphatase type IVA, member 2 (gene PTP4A2). Gene Ontology annotation, biological process: positive regulation of cell migration; protein dephosphorylation. The transcript is spliced from 5 exons. Gene Ontology annotation, cellular component: nucleus. Gene Ontology annotation, molecular function: protein tyrosine phosphatase activity. Bases 453 to 956 code for a protein of 167 amino acids. The record is from RefSeq and is a predicted model, not a curated record. NCBI's taxonomy places the organism in Eukaryota, Metazoa, Chordata, Mammalia, Afrosoricida, Chrysochloridae.